Racocetra persica is the source of this 273-nucleotide messenger RNA. NCBI's taxonomy places the organism in Eukaryota, Fungi, Glomeromycota, Glomeromycetes, Diversisporales, Gigasporaceae. The record is from the annotation of a GenBank genome assembly.
UCUUGCUCGGCUAUGGCAUGAAGAAAUGAAGUGUCUUUUUCUUAGAUGUAGAAACCCACCAGAUGGAGCCAUUGAAAGCCUUAUUACCGAAAUAUUUAACUAUGAACUUUAUAGUAAUGAAGCUAUAGAAAUCAUUUGUCAUUCAAAGCGAGUGUUAGGAGAACAAAUAUUAACACCAUCGAGAUUGGAUAUCAACGAAUUCAUAACUCACGAAGUUGGUGAACGCUUAUUAAAAAGAUAUUUGAGUAGUACUAAUAAAGAUAAGCUCAGGAG